Molecule: messenger RNA, 1425 nt
Organism: Peniophora sp. CBMAI 1063
Lineage: Eukaryota; Fungi; Basidiomycota; Agaricomycetes; Russulales; Peniophoraceae
Source: the annotation of a GenBank genome assembly
AUGUCCCCGAGUUAUUUCACGCCGGAGAGGGCGAAGAUCUCUAACCAGUUAUGGGCCGUGACAUCUGCAGUCGGGGCCAGCCUUUGCUUUGUAGUACUCGUGAUCAUCGCCAUCUUGUACACCUAUCCUGGCUCAAGAAUCCACCUCGACCGACUUAGCUUUCGCCUCAUGCUGUACUCUCUGAUCAACAACAUGGCGCUUGGAAUACUCAGCACAAUCUCGGGGAAAUUCACUGGGCCCAGCGUUGGUUGCAGUCUUGCUAUCUUCCUCUUACAGCUCACGCUGCGGAUGUCGACCUUCCUCCUCUUCUGCAUCGCUCUUAACCUUCAACUUGUCGUCGUACAUGGCAUACGAGGGAAACAUCUCGAGAAGUACUACGUCGCUUGCUCGCUCGUGAUGGCAUUGAUCAUCACGAUCCCUCCAUAUGCGGCUGGACAAUACGGCUGGGAUCCUCUCGAGCACGUUUGCUGGUACACCAACGAGAAUAAGCAGCAGCGCAUCGCCUGGCAGAUCGGCACACAGCUUGUUUGGACGGGGCUGACUGUGGUGGGGGAGGUGCUAACUGCAUGUACAGUUUCUACUUACAUGCUCAGGAUACAUUAUCGGCAAAAGCACAUCAUCUCGGCUGCAACGGCGUCCACGAACUAUGCCUUUCCUUGCGUCAAGGACAGGUUCCGGCCAAGCACCAGCGCGGCCUCCCUGAAGCCUAUGUCUUUGCAUGCCCACACCUACGCAAACGUCGUCGCCCGUAUUGCCCUGUAUCCGCUCGCGUCUUGCAUUUUCAACCUGACAAGCAUCUUCACCGUGAUACAUUCCAGCGCGUCAGACGGCAUACAGAAUGCCAGUGACUACCGCAUACUACUGCUCAGCGACUUCCUCUAUGGCGGUCGUGUUGUGAUCUACGCACUGCUCGCGCUUACAGAUCUGGCACUCAUCCGCGCCGUUCGUACUUUCGUGGCGCACCACUGGGACUGCGACUGGGGGAGUACUGCCACACUUCGCUCGCGUACGGUCACGAAUACACGGAAUGGCGUAUCUCGAGCACGUGACGACGGUCUUGUCGUGCAAGUGGAGUUGUCGACGGUCGCAGCUCGCGACCACGCUAGCGGUGCCUCAGGAGCUGAUAUGGCAUCCGACGGCAAAGCGGAAGGUCUACCAAUCGAACGAUGCACUACCGAUGCCACCAUAGCAAGUGUAGGCGAGGAGGAUCGGGUCCCGUCACACUCGGCGGAUAAGGCAGAACGAGGCAUGCUUGCAGACUUGGAAGCGGGCGCGAGAGUGGAUGGGAAAGCUUGCAAUCCCGCGCGAGCCGUGGCAUUUGACCUCGCUUCGCCAAUCUCGCCGACGCAGAGCAUACGUGAUCGCUGGGAAGGGGCCGCUCGACGCGAACAGGCCGAAGAGGAAGAGUUCAUGAGGAUCAUCUGA